Molecule: messenger RNA, 4199 nt
Organism: Sebastes umbrosus (honeycomb rockfish)
Lineage: Eukaryota; Metazoa; Chordata; Actinopteri; Perciformes; Sebastidae
Product: stonin-1
Exons: 11
Coding region: 286-3711 (1141 amino acids)
Biological process (GO): regulation of endocytosis; clathrin-dependent endocytosis; synaptic vesicle endocytosis
Cellular component (GO): synaptic vesicle; transcription factor TFIIA complex; AP-2 adaptor complex
Molecular function (GO): clathrin-cargo adaptor activity
Source: RefSeq, a predicted model, not a curated record
CCGCUGGAGGACAGUCUGGAUAGGACAGUCUGUCUGUGUGAACUCUGGGAGGAGAGGAAGCGCUGCGCUGUUAAAACUCACAGGAUUUACACUCUCUGCCAUUUUGAGGGGGAAAAACCCGGUCGACAUCAGGAGUACAGACGCGUCCAUUAAAACAAGAAGUCAUGACCUGAAUCACAGUGAACUCCAUGCUGCGGAUCUAGGAAGAAGGCCUCGGGGGGGACAGUUACCCAACAAAGGAGUAAUUGUUGAUUUGGAACCGGUCAUCGGUCCUCUUCAUUCGCCAUGUGUUCCACAAAUCACUCAAACUGGGUCACAUUUGAAGAUGACAACACACCGCUCUCAUCACCUCAAAAGCCCCUACAGUCGCCAGGGCUCAUCAAAGCGUCAGUGCCGCGUCCCAACGGUCUGAAAUUAGUUCUUCCUCCAAUCAGAGAUACUUCCUGGAGCUUCAAUAGCUCUCUGGAGUCCCCUCAAAGCCACUCGAGUCUAAGUGGAAGUUCCUGUGUACCAUGUAACACGCCCUUUUGCACUCCUGUGAGUGGGGUUCCUAGCGGUGCGUCCCCAUUUCACUCCAACACUCGGGAAAAGAACGACUACUUCCGGAGUCUCUCCAGCACGUCUACCCCCUCUGUUCCCUCUCCUGCACCAGAGGCCCCGCAUCAAACCUCAGACGGCCCAAGCCCUUUCCCUUCUUUCCAGGGGAACUCAGGACACUAUAACCCCUUCUGGGAUGGAUCUAGACACAGCGCCGACGUGGACAGCUCCUCCUCCUCAGACUCAGAAUCUGACCACAGCCUACCCCGUUUCUUUAUUCGGACCAAAGACGGCAGCGAGCCUCCGCGCGACCACCUCCAGAGCUCCUUCUCCUACGUUUGCCACAAACUGGAAGGCCUACGAGCAGAAACGGAAGAAGGAACGGAGACGGAAAAAGACGGGGAGAGGCGGCUAAGUUGCAAAAGCGAGGUGUUAAGCGAGGGUUCAUCUCAGUUCGUCCCUCGGGGUCUGUUCCGUAGCCAGAAGAGAGACGGCUGGUCUGUCUUGCUCAGGAUUCCUGAAAAAAAGAACCGCAUGUCUUCGCGACAGUGGGGGCCAAUCUACCUCCGCCUGUUGCCGGGAGGUGUGCUGCAGAUGUUCUACGAGAAAGGGCUGGAGAAGCCGUUCAAGGAGUUCCAGCUUCUCCCCCAAUGCAGGCUCUCGGAUCUCAAACUGGAAAGCUACGGCGAGCCGCGCAAAGUCCUCUCGGUCAAGGUGGAACAUUUCUCGUACAUUGAAAAGAAGCGGUACCACCCCAAGCUGGAGGUCAGUCACGAGGCGGAGGCGGAAGAGCUGCUCAAGUUUGGCUCCACGGCGCACGACGACAUGGAGGACCUGGUAGUCUCCAUGGAGGAGGAAAUCUUCAAAUUGUGUUUGCACCACCAGCAGAGGCGGCACUACGAGGAGCAGGAGCUGAACUUGCAGAUCACCGAUCACAUCUGGGUACAACUGGAUAAGUCCGGCGACGUCAUGGAGCGGACGGCCUUCACCCAGAUUCACUGUCUCUCUUUCCUGAACGGAAUAGGGGAUUGUUUUCUCGCCCUUAACGAUCUCGGGCUGCUGCGCUCCCACUCCAGCUACGGCUCCGAGGAGGACGGCGAGCUCUGGAUGGAGAUCGCAGACUGCCAUUUUCAUAGAUGUGUGAACGAGACAGACUUUCAGAGGUCCCGACUGGUAAAGUUCUCUCCGCCCGAGGCCUGCAGGGUGGAGCUGAUGCGGUAUAAGACGGCGCUUUUGGGUUGCACGGAAAUUCCCUUCUCGAUUAAAGCCGUCGUCACGGUUCAAGGUGCCUACGUGGAGCUCCAGGCAUUUCUUAACAUGUCGGCCUCCUUCCUGUCCGCAGUGGGGGUGUCUGACACGAACCCGCUGUGCGAGAAUGUAGUGAUCCGUGUGCCGGUGCCAGGCGACUGGGUCAAAGUGACGCAGACAGUGGCUCUGCUGCGGCAGAGGUCGCUGAAGGCCCGUAUGAACAGAAACGCCUGCUUGGGCGCCGUCAGCGCUGCAGAUUCACAGCCUGUCAUGCAGGUGACAAUCGGCACUGUGAAGUAUGAGAAUGUAUAUUCAGCCGUCGUGUGGAGGAUCGACCGACUGCCCGCGAAGAAUACGGCAGUGGAUCAUCCCCAUUCAUUUUCCUGCAAGCUAGAGCUGGGAUCAGAUCAGGAGAUCCCAAGUGACUGGUACCCUUUUGUCACGAUGGAAUGUGAAAUUAUGGGCGCGGUCGUGUCACAGACCAGAGUGAAGUCAAUGGGCACAGCCAACGACAUCCAGCCGCAGAAACACGUGACCAGUUGGACACGUUAUCAUUGUCAGGCCAAACUCUACUGGUCCAUCAUUGAUGAUGUGAUUGAGAGUAUGAGGGAGCUCUUCUUGGAUGAAGGGCUUGAAGACCGCGUCCUGGAUGAUUUAAGACAUCUUUGGGAGUCAAAGAUGAUGCAGUCAAAGGCAAUGGAAGACUUCAGGAAAAAUAAUAUCAACUCAUCCAACUUUGUGCUGCAGCUCCCUGCCAACUACAGUCGGACUGAUGGAGAACUAACAGCCUCAGUUGUGAUCCCCAGUCACAAUAUCCACAGUUUCCCAAUGAAAAACAACUCGGAGACACUUUCUACUUUUUCUCUCCCUGCUGGGUUGUCUUACCCUGUGCAGAUACCAGCUGGAGUCACUCUACAAACAGCUUCUGGUCAACUUUACAAGGUCAAUGUUCCCGUUGUGGUUACUCAGGCCCCAGCAGCAGGUCAGCCACUUGCAUCCCGACCCACGCAGAAAGUCAUCGAGCAGAGAGAAGAAGCUGCUGCCCCUCAGUCAGCUGCUGUCCCACCAAAUCAUCCUCAGGAGGUGGAGCCAGCCUCUCUUCCUGCUACCUCUGUCACACAUCCGCCACAUCCAAAUACCAGUUUACCCCACGGUCAGGAGAGCAGCGUCCCCCAGCAGCCACCAGUUCCUGCUGCUGACACCUCGUCUCCUCAGGGGGCCCGCUCUCCAGAGCCAGAGGUCACACUGGAAGUAAAUGAGCCGAGUCCUCAACUCAAACCUGUGAACCUGAGUACGAGCGCCUCACCCCGCAGUCAAUUAGACUUCCAGAUCAGCGCCGAGGACGCUUUGACAGAGACGGCACAGUUAAAGACCAGAGACAUCGACGACAUCCUGAAAGAGGUGAUCGAGGAGGAGAGAGAGAAGGCAGAAAGGGCGAGGAGUCUAGCGUCUGCAAAGACUGACGACCAGUCUGAGGCUAUUCUCGGGCUGGACCUGGACUACAGCUACAGCGAACUGUCAGACAUCGUGCAGCUGGAUGGUCCUGCAGGCAACUCUGACAUGGAAGAGGAAGAGGGAGUUCCUCUGGAAGAGAACGACUUUCUGGGUAUGAUCAACGCAGAGGCCAUAAAGGCCCUGCAGGAAGGACACGGCAGCAGUGACGGCGACAGCAUCUCCUCCAGCGGCGACAGCGAUGCAGCAGAUGAACUCGCUAAUGUAGAGGAAGAGGAUCCUUUGAACUCAGGUGACGAUGUGAUUGAACAGGACAUCCCCGAUCUCUUUGACACCGACAAUGUAAUCGUUUGCCAGUAUGACAAAAUUCACCGCAGUAAGAACCGCUGGAAGUUUCAUUUGAAAGAUGGAGUGAUGUGUUACGGAGGCAGGGACUACGUGUUCUCCAAAGCUGUUGGGGAAGCCGAGUGGUGAAGAGCUUUAGUGCUCUUGAACGCAUCAUGUUGAAUGUGGGGAAACUGAUUUAAAAAGAGAAAAAUAAUCAGUGAAUUUAGACCUCUCGCUGGUGUAAUUUGGCUCACGGAGCAGACAGCUAAAACGCUUCUGUGCAAAAUCACUGAUGCUUUUUGUUUUUUUUUCAUUAUGUAAUUAUCAGAGAAAUACUGCAAGUCAUUUACGAUGUUACAACCAAUUAAUUAGAGCAUUGCUUGUAAAUCCAGUCGACUGACACAAACAGCAUGAAUUUAUGUUGUAUGAUAUUUUGCUGAAAGUAGUUUUCUUUAUUAGCGGAGCAGAGCAUAAUUUGGCCAGGAAUGUGUUUCAUUCUGUCAUGAUCGUGUUGCUUUGAAGGUACCUAAUGUGCUGUUUGAUUUUCCGACAUUGUAAUGUCUUGCCUUUAAUCAUGCUUCAAAUACACUGAACUGCACUGCUGUGCUGCAUUCAAUGAACACUGUUUUUUCUGU